AUGGCAAGUUUUGGACGAAAACCAUGGCCUGUGGGACGAGUGUAUCGACAUCCAAUCCCUGUGGGCCGGGUGCCCGCGUUGGGUGAAGACAAGACGAGUUCUGAUUUGGCAGCGCUUGGCCUACUGUCGCCCAGCCAUCUGCAGCUUGAUGCGCUGGCAGCCGACCCCCGCGGACGCCAACCGGCCCCAAACCAUGCCAUCGACAGCAACCGUGAUGCCGUCCUGUCAAAGCAGGAAUUUAAAAGCCACUUUGACACGGAGGUUGCUGAGCAGAGUGCAGCCACUGCAGCGGCCACGACCGAAGUCUCAGAGGUGGUGAGUUUCGCAGAGAUGCGGGCGACACCGACCAUGGUCCAGACUCCAUGGGCAAAGUCCGCGCCGAGUGGGGCCGAGACUGAGAACUUGGUGCUGCACCUCGCCCCCGACGAGGAGCCCGCAGAUGUGACCAACGCCCUGCAGGCGGCUACCGCAGGAGCAGCGAGCUCUGUGGCAGGCUGCGUUGAAGGCGCCGUCGACACCGCAGCUGCGCAAGAGUCGGAUGGCAGCAGGAAGGCUCAACAAGCCGGGGCGGAUGAGGGGUCCUCUGGUGCAGUGGAUCUGACGCCGUUCGACGCUCCGCUGCAGGAUCUCACGCGGAAACAGAAGCAAAAGCUCAAAAAGAAGUUGCGACGGCGGACCAAGGGCCAGAAGUUGAUGGCAGAGCCAGGCUGCACAAACGAGGCAGAGGCCCAUUUGAGCGAUCACUUUGGCUUCAUCCUGGGCCGUCUUGUCGUCCCGUUUCUGAAUGCACGUGGGCUUCCUCGUUUGAGAGGUUGCUGCACUGAGCUAUCUGAUCUAGUUGUGCAGUACGUGAUGAGCGAAGCCGACGACGAGGAGGCAAAGAUGGCCAGCAGAUUGCUGAAACCGACGUCCCCGGACUUCAGCAAAGCCUGGGUCGCCGAGCAGAAGAAGCGAAAACGGAUGCUCUACGAGAGAGCAAUCAAAGCCGAACUCCAGCUCUUUCCGGGCACGGAGCGAGUGCGUAAGGUGGAAGCUGCCGUCUCCUGCGCAGCGCGGUUCAAGAUGAUGCGACCAAUGGUCGCCUUGGAGGAGGUUGGUCCGGCUGCCGACUUCGGAUCCUUGUGCCUUGGCUGCCAUGGGAGCGCGUUUCUCGGGGUGGGCGUGCCGGGCGUGCCGGUCGCCGAGCGUGGAGCCCACCUCAAGGCGCCACUGCCGCUGCCCACCCCCACUGCAACUUCCGCCAGGAUUGGCAAGGAUGGCACCCUCAGCAAGAAGGUUGCCUUCAGGAUGCUGAAGCAGCUCGGGUGCGAAGUGCUCUCGGAUGAGGAUGGCGAGGCCCGGUACGUUCAGGUGGGCAUCAAAACUCAGCCGGUGCUCUUCAAGAUGCUUGUGGAGCUGGGCCACGCGCCCCGGCGCGGCGAAGAUGGCGAAUUCAUGGUUCAAGUUGUCGAGCAACGCGGGCGAAAGCCGGAGGAAGUUGUCGCAGCCCUGUCGGCACCCCGGAAGCCGCCUCGAGCUCCCCGGCAGGAGCCCGAAGACGAAGGCUACCCUUCCAUGCCUCGUCCUCGCCUGAAGCCGGAGGAUGCGCAGCUUCUCGUCAACCGUCUCUACAAGGUGCCGAGAAGGCCUCCUGCAGAGGUGAAGGCGGAUGCUGCGAAGCCGCGGCGGACUGCGGCGGAGCAGCGCGCCUACCUCGACCGCUUGGUGAAGCCUCGGGCUGAGGAGACGCAGGCUCCGGAGCUGGACGAAGUGAUCCUGGAAGCGGGCAGGCGGCUCCUGAAGAACGGGAUCACUUGGCCGAGCUUCUCCAGUCCCUCCGAAAGCCGAGCAAAGAAGGCACAGAGCCGCACGAGGCUGGCACAGGCCGGAGCUUUGGCCAUCUCGAGCACAGAGCCCAAGGACGUUCGAGGGCCGCAGUCCAUGCACUCUCGCUUGCGCCUGCCGCGCUCCCGGCCUUCCUCUGCGGAGCUCAGACGCCGCGACUCCGGGGUCGCCCCGCCUCUCCAGACCCUCCAGCCGCUGCAGCCGCUUCAAGCACUGGAGGCACUGGAAAGCGUGCUGCCCAAGAGCCCUCCACCGGAGAGUCCUCCGCCGCCUGCGGAGCAGGAGGUCUCGGCAGGAGGCCUGGAGCAGGAAGAGACGCCGAUAUGGCCGACGGCAAAAUACGCCGCAUUACGCCAGAUUACGCCGCAAUGA
This is a messenger RNA of Symbiodinium sp. CCMP2592, 2196 nucleotides long. The record is from the annotation of a GenBank genome assembly. NCBI's taxonomy places the organism in Eukaryota, Dinophyceae, Suessiales, Symbiodiniaceae.